AGAGGUCUAACAUUUAUAUGCAUGACGGCCUGGUGAGGUGGCUGAUGUUGGUGCAUGCACCGAUGAUGGCCAGGCUAUUGGCAGACAGCAGUGGUGCAGCCUGCAGGGGCCGCUUUUGUACCUGCCCCCAAUCCCCAAUCUUUGCAACCCUCUGCAUUGAGGAUGUGACAUCCCCUAGGAGUCCCAUUGAAUGGUUCGGUCCCCAAGGACCCACUUCUCCAGUGCUCAACAGCUCCCCCCAGCAUUACUACCAUGGCCACUGGUCCUGCCGCCCCCGCUCCUCUGCCUAUCCCUACCCGGUUCGCUGUCGCUGUCCGGCUCCAUCGUCCCACACAGCGUGCAGUCCGUGGCACCACCGCCGCCUGGGCACACAGUCCCUGGGGUCCCGCCGGCAGUGGCGGGAGCGGUCGCCACACCCUUGCACGCCCGGGGACCCAGCUGAGACCGCCGGCCCUGAGGUGACGUAG
Molecule: messenger RNA, 467 nt
Organism: Volvox carteri f. nagariensis
Lineage: Eukaryota; Viridiplantae; Chlorophyta; Chlorophyceae; Chlamydomonadales; Volvocaceae
Exons: 4
Coding region: 18-467 (149 amino acids)
Source: RefSeq, a predicted model, not a curated record